AUUGUUGCUCCUUCUAACAUAAUGUCACUCAGCAAUCCCUUAAAUUUCCCUGGCCCUCAAUAUGAAGAGCUAUUAUUUAGAGAUAGGUCACAAUGUCACCCGUCAGAUCGCCAAAGAAACUACGACUGGACAUGCCCGCAGCUUGGCUUUCAUCUCGAGGAUACGUAAAACUGGCAGUGGAAGGUAACAUCGCCGCUGGAAAAUCCACCUUUCUCAAGCUCAUGUCCGAAGAGGGUGGCCUGAAGAUGUGCCCUGAACCAGUCAUAGACUGGACCAGCAUUAAGUUAGACAAGGAGGUUGACCAGGGAGCAGAGAAACUGCUAGCGAAGUUCUACGAGGAUCCAAAACGUUGGGCUCUCACAUUCCAGAACUACGCCCUGUUCAGCCGAGUAAAGAACCAGCCAAAGUUAGAGUUUGAGGACAAGGGAGUGUAUUUGUGUGAGAGGAGUGUGUUUAGUGACAGGUUGGUGUUUGGGAGGAACGGACUGAAGACAAACAUCAUGACACCUCUGGAGUACAGUCUUUACUGCAAGUGGCACUCUUUCCUCACGGAUGAUAACUCUGAAACUGACGUUGACGGUUUCAUCUAUCUACGUUGCAGUGCUGAAAUCUGUAUGAAGCGCCUUGAGACAAGAGCGCGGGCAGAGGAAGAUUCCGUUCCCCAGGAAUAUCUGGAUCAGAUCAACGACCGACACGAGGAGUGGUUUGUCAAGAAAGUGGACGUGCCAGAGAACAUCAGCAGGAAACCUACUCUCAUCGUCGACUAUUUCUGCCAGGUUAUGUAUUCAGCUCGGAAUGGUCCCCUAAAGAUCUCAAUAGAGGGUAACAUAGCUGCUGGGAAAAGCACAUUUCUUCAGUUGGUCAGCAAAUAUACGGACCUCAAAACCUUCCAGGAGCCUGUCUGCGAUUGGACCCACGUCCCUCUCGAAGCAGAAUGCGACCCCAAGGCUCACAGCAAUCUCCUGGAAAACUUCUAUUUGAAUCCUUCUAGAUGGGGCCUGACGUUUCAGCAGUUUGUUAUUUUCAGCCGGGUAAAGGGUUUUUACGAGGACAAAGAGAAUAACUGUCAUGACGGAUCAUUCCUGACAGAGAGGUCAGUUUGGGGUGACAGACUGGUAUUCGCCCGGAAUCUGUACAAGCAAGGAGUAAUAUCAGAUUUAGAGUACUCGCUCUACUGUCACCAGCACUCCUUCUCCUUGGAACGGUGCCCCGAUGCUUGUCCUGAUGCUAUUUUAUACCUCAAAACAUCUCCGGAGAUUUGUUUGGAGAGGCUCCAGCUUAGAGGCAGAAGUGAGGAGACAAGCGUUACUCUAGAGUACCUUCAACAGAUUCAUGAUAGACACGAAGAGUGGCUCAUCCAGAAAUCUGUCAACAUCCCUCCUAGCCUGUCUAAAGUACCUGUGCUAGUGGUGGACUGUUCCAAAAACCUCAUCAAAGACGAUCUGUACAGAGAAGAAGUGUUGGAGAAACUGAAGAGUUUCACCAAAUCACUCCAGAAUCAUGAACAGUAGUGUUUUAAGUAAGUGACGUCACCGUAGCUAUAGUGACAACCUGUUGACCCAUGGACGUUUCUAUGACGACAUGACGUCAUUUUAUCAGUAAUGUUUUAUUUUAAAUCUUCAAGUUGAUUUUUAACGUAUUUCAUAACAUUUUUACCUUUUUAUGUCUUAUCUAACUACUGAUUAAAUUAAGUUUUAAUAUCUAUUCUGUAUCUCCGAGUAAAAAUAAAAA
This is a messenger RNA of Bolinopsis microptera, 1731 nucleotides long. Its product is annotated as deoxycytidine kinase 2-like. Gene Ontology annotation, molecular function: deoxynucleoside kinase activity. Lineage: Eukaryota; Metazoa; Ctenophora; Tentaculata; Lobata; Bolinopsidae. Gene Ontology annotation, cellular component: cytoplasm. The record is from RefSeq and is a predicted model, not a curated record.